AUGACGUCGGUCAUAUCCUUCUUCUGUCACUACAUCGGCAACUUCUUCCAGUGGAUUUUGUUGACAGAGGAGGAGGAGGACAAGAGCAUCGGCACGGUGUCCGCUAUACUGUUCUACAUACUGGCACUGCAGACCGGUCUGACAUCGCUGAACCCGGAGAAGAGAUUCGUCCGCCUGUGCCGGAACUUCUGCCUGCUGUUCACAGCCCUACUCCACUUCUUGCACAACAUCGUCAACCCGAUGCUGAUGUCGCUCAGCGCCUCGCACAACCCCAGCACCCAUAGGCACGUGCGCGCGCUCGGCGUGUGCGCUUUCCUCAUCAUAUUCCCCAUCUCGUUGCUCGUCUACCUCUGGUCGCAGCACUCGAUAUCCACCUGGCUCCUGGCGGUCAGCGCGUUCAGCAUCGAGGUGAUCGUGAAGGUGGUAGUGAGCCUGAUGAUCUACUCGCUGUUCCUCAUCGACGCGUGCCGCACCACCUUCUGGGAGCAGCUCGACGACUACGUGUACUACAUACGCGCCUUCGGCAACACUAUCGAGUUCUGCUUCGGCAUAUUCCUCUUCUUCAACGGCGCGUGGAUACUGCUCUUCGAGUCGGGCGGCGCGAUCAGGGCGGUGAUGAUGUGCAUACACGCUUACUUCAACAUCUGGUGCGAGGCGCGCGCCGGCUGGUCCGUCUUCAUGAAGAGGCGCACCGCCGUCAACAAGAUCAACUCGCUGCGGGAGGCGUCCGCCGACCAGCUCGACCGUUUGGACGACGUGUGCGCGAUAUGCUACCAGGAGAUGCACUCGGCGAAGAUCACCCGCUGCAACCACUACUUCCACGGCGUGUGCCUCAGGAAGUGGCUGUACGUGCAGGACCGCUGCCCGCUCUGCCACGACAUACUGUACAGGAUCGACAGCGACCCGGGCAAGGACAACAACUCGGAGGCGGGCAACGAGGAGAACAGCAACAACCAGAACCUGCUCCUGGAGGAGGAACCGGACCUGCUGCUCGGCGAUGACGUCAGG
This is a messenger RNA of Iphiclides podalirius (scarce swallowtail), 1008 nucleotides long. The record is from the annotation of a GenBank genome assembly. NCBI's taxonomy places the organism in Eukaryota, Metazoa, Arthropoda, Insecta, Lepidoptera, Papilionidae.